This is a messenger RNA of Rhodofomes roseus, 1605 nucleotides long. RefSeq lists its product as uncharacterized. The transcript is spliced from 2 exons. The record is from RefSeq and is a predicted model, not a curated record. The coding region runs from base 92 to 1348 and encodes 418 amino acids. NCBI's taxonomy places the organism in Eukaryota, Fungi, Basidiomycota, Agaricomycetes, Polyporales, Fomitopsidaceae.
GCUGGACGCUCUCCACCUGCCUCGACCGCACCUUGUCUUUUCCCCUCAUCUCCCCUCCUACCUUUGCCCACCAUCUGCCGGACUACCUUCCAUGACGAGUUAUGACCACUGCAUAGACGAAGUCUACGAGGCCUACCGCCGCCUCACCCAUGAUCAACUCGUCCUCUUCCUCAAAAUUCGGAGCCUUCCGCAGAAGGGUACGGACGACGAGCUCGCCGUCAGACUCGCGCAAAAUGACAUACACACAUAUCGUGUCUAUCCAACCACAAAUGGGGCGGCUACGAACGGGGUAGCAAGCCCAAUAUGCUCGCCAUCGCCUCUGGAAGCCCCGAAACCGCGUCCGAAGCAAGGCAAAGCCCCGGACCUGCCCGUGGAGAUUCUAGCAGAGAUCAUGGACAAAGUGGGAGACUGGGAACUGGCGAAGGCGGUGGGUGUACCAACAUCGCUCCCCGAACCUCAGGAGUGGCAUCGCGCCAGUCCGUCCGACCACGCUAUUCUGACCGGGUACCUCCCCGUCGUACGCUCUGUCAACCCUGCGGCCCAGUCCCCGACGAAACUGGGGGCUAGUCUUGCCGUGCGGUUUUCGUACGUACAUGUCCUCGAGUACUUUUUCACGCAACACCGCUCGAUCUUCUUGCACGUGUACAAGAACGAUCUGCUGCCGAUUAAGGCCUCGCUACACGGCCGCGUUGCGGUCCUUUCGUGGUGGAAGCGUGCACACGAGCAGUACCCCGACGUAAUACCACUCCCCUCGCCGACUCACGUCGCGGAAGCCAUCGACGCCGCGUCGCGCAACGGGCAGGUUGCCUCUCUCGACUGGUGGCUGCACUCGGGCAUCCCGCUCGAGUACACCGAAGCCGCGCUAGAGUACGCGAGCGCGAAAAACCAGCUCGCCGUGCUCGCCUGGUGGAAGCAGCAGGCGACGUCACCCGAGCACCGACUGCCACUGAAGAUCGGGCGCGUCAUGGACCUGGCGAGCACGGCGGGUCACGUCGAUGUGCUAGAGUGGUGGGCGCGCUCGCAGCUCGACUUCAAGUACGACAAGCAGGCGCUGUACCACGCGGGCUGUCACGGCAAGGUCGAGGUUCUCCAGUGGUGGCUCGGGAGCGGGCUCCAGCUCAUCUUCGACUCGGACGCGCUCACGGGCGCGACGCGGCACAACCGCCCGGACGUGCUCGAAUGGUGGGACCAGAGCGGGUUGCCGAUACAGUACCGGAUGUGCGACAUCGAGGAGGCGCUCGAGGACGCGAUUGGUGGGGGUGAGGCGGCGCGGAUGUGGUGGCGCCAAAAAGGCAUCGACUUUAACGCGAACGACACGGAAUGGAUGAAGCUGCAGAACCUCAAUUAGCAGGGAGGGACGUGUGGGCCGGCUGCGAACGCUUUUUGUAUGGUAUUGCUAAUCACGCUGACAAUGCGUCUUGUUUUGCCUGCCUUAACUGUAUUGCAUACACGUAGAGUUGCUUCUGCUACGUUUGUCGUAUCUUCAUCCGCACAUCAUGUAUUACCAGCCAUUCCCGCAUAUUUUCAUAUCGUAUUUUCUCGCGCAUUUGGUGACAUCUUGGCGUUGAUUGACGAGCAGAAGCUGAGGACGCCUUGGUCAUUCGU